AUGGCGGAAGCAGCGCUCUUCAGCCUUGCCACUGACAUACUGAAAAGCCUCGCCACCGAAAUUGCGAAGCCUGCAGGCUCCUUCUUUUUUCGGCAAAUCAAGUUGCUCCGUGGUGCCAAGGACGAGCUUCGAAGCCUUGAGGGCACCGUCCAGGCCAUCCGAGCUGUGCUUUUGGAUGCCGAGAAGCAGCAAUGGGACAAGCAUCAGGUCAAGCUCUGGCUCAAGAGGCUCAAGGACGUGCUGUACGACGUCCAGGACUUGCUCGACGAUGUCGCGACUGAAGAUCUGAGGCGGGAGGUCACUCCUGGAAACAAGAUGUCGAAAUCGGUACGCAUUUUCUUCUCUAAAUCGAAUCAGCUCGCACAGCGCCUCAAAGUGGCUAAUAAGAUUCAGGAACUUAGGAGGACACUGGAUGAGAUUGAAAACGAUAGUAAGUUAUUAAAAUUAGAGCUGCAUCCGGAGGAAACAAUGGCCAUCGGGAGAGGAAAGAAACCUGAACGUCCCUCACCUGAUGCAAAAAUAAUCGGUAGGGAAGAGGACAAAAUGAAGAUCAAGCAACUCUUGUUGAGUUCCUCCUCUAACAAGAGCGUGUCAUUUGUAGCCAUCGUUGGUAAAGGUGGUCUUGGGAAAACCGCACUUGCACGACUAGUGUACGACGAUGGGGAGGUAAAAGAACAUUUUGGGCUUAAGAUGUGGGUGUGUGUAUCUGAUGUCUUUGAUGUAAAUUCCCUUAUCAAAGAGCUACUUAAAAAAGCAAAUGUCGACUGUCAAGGCCGUCACGAUGAAGACUUGCCAAGUCUUCUUCGCGAGACUCUAGGGAGGAAGAAAUACUUGCUUGUUUUGGAUGAUUUGUGGAAUGAAGAUCGGCAUGAAUGGUUGAAGCUUGGAGAUUGGCUAGAGGGUGGUCAAUGGGGAAGCAAGAUACUUGUAACUACUCGCAGCCACGAAGUUGCGAAGGUCACGAAUGCGAGAUCUGUUAUCUAUGAUCUGCGCGGCUUAUCUGAAGAUGAGUCGUGGAACUUAUUCAAGAAAAAUGCUUUUGAAGAUGGGGAAGAAUCAUUAGACUCGGAACAGGAGAAGAUAGGUCGAGAUUUAGUUAAAAAAUGCGCCGGGGUUCCCCUUGCCGUUAGAACUAUUGGAAGCCUUCUCUACGGCAAAAAGAAAGAUGAAUGGCUCUGUUACGAGGGGCGUGAACUUCUAGAUAUACCAGAAAUUGCUGAGAAAGACGGUGGAAUAAUGGAAGUCCUCAAGUUCAGUUACGAUCAUCUCCCCUCACGCUUAAAACAUUGUUUUGCAUACUGCUCAUUGUUUCCGAAAAAUUAUGUCUACGAUAAAGAGAUGGUGAUACAUCUUUGGGUGGCAGAAGGCUUUAUUGAGUCACACAACGGGGAGGAUAACCUUGAAGAGGUCGCAGACAUGUACUUGUCAGAACUGCUGUGGAGGUCAUUCCUCGAUGUUGAAAGAAAAGGCAAGGAUGGCAAGGUCAUAGCUUUCAAGAUGCAUGAUCUCAUGCACGAUCUUGCCCAAAAAGUUGCUGAAGGUGAAUGCGAGAUUGUUAAUUUUGAAGGCAGACAUAAUGGUAGAGGAAUUCGACAUGCGUCAUUUACUUCAGAAUUUUUCUCGUAA
Messenger RNA from Rhodamnia argentea, 1626 nucleotides. Its product is annotated as putative disease resistance protein RGA3. The transcript has a single exon. Gene Ontology annotation, biological process: defense response to other organism. The record is from RefSeq and is a predicted model, not a curated record. Bases 1 to 1626 code for a protein of 541 amino acids. Lineage: Eukaryota; Viridiplantae; Streptophyta; Magnoliopsida; Myrtales; Myrtaceae. Gene Ontology annotation, molecular function: ADP binding.